Messenger RNA from Ricinus communis (castor bean), 2108 nucleotides. Its product is annotated as probable magnesium transporter NIPA8. Bases 579 to 1913 code for a protein of 444 amino acids. Gene Ontology annotation, biological process: magnesium ion transport. The record is from RefSeq and is a predicted model, not a curated record. Gene Ontology annotation, cellular component: membrane. Gene Ontology annotation, molecular function: magnesium ion transmembrane transporter activity. The transcript has 14 exons. NCBI's taxonomy places the organism in Eukaryota, Viridiplantae, Streptophyta, Magnoliopsida, Malpighiales, Euphorbiaceae.
UUGACCCAACACCUUCUCCUUCUCCUUCUCCGCACGCCUAAGACCCGUCAAAAAUUCUCUCUUUCUUCCCUCUUUCUUUCUCUUCUUUAUUUCCCUUUUCCUUGCCAAAAUGGCAAUGCACUUGCAAAUUCUAUAAAACCUGAUUGACUAUUUUAUUUUUUUGGAUUAUUUUUUCCUUUUAUCUUGCCUAACAAACACGUCCUACUCGAAUUUAUUUUAUUUUUGUAAGCAUAAGAAAUUAAGAAAUAAUUCAACAAAUAAAAAAAAAAAAAUAACUGACCUUGUUCCCCUUUGGAUCCGCUGCAUUCAUAUCCAUUGUUAUAGAGAUAAUAGAGAGGAAACAAAGUUGUGGUUUGCAGCAUUAUCCUUCUUCUUUGUAGAUCAUUUCCAGGUAAAGUCCAGAAAUUUGAAUUCAAUUUCUAUCAGGGAGUUGUAAUUUCCUGGAAGCUGUUCGUGUUUCUGUGCAUCAUCUGUGUUGGUUGUUAGAAUCAAUAAAACAAACCCCAUAUAUAGCUUUUUGGAUUUCCACUGCUGCAUGUGGGCUGUGAGCUCUUUUCGAGCUUCACAAGCUGUAAUCUAUGGGGGAGUGGGUCAUUGGAGCUUUUAUCAAUCUCUUUGGCAGCAUUGCCAUCAAUUUUGGGACUAACCUUCUUAAAUUGGGUCAUACUGAGAGAGAAAGGCAUUCUACAUUAGACAAUGAUGGAGCAAGUGGGAAGAGUCAUUUGAAGCCCAUUAUACACUUCCAAACUUGGAGAAUUGGUAUUAUAUUUUUCUUUCUUGGAAAUUGUCUUAAUUUCAUUUCCUUUGGAUAUGCUGCGCAGUCACUUCUUGCAGCCUUGGGAUCGGUUCAGUUUGUAUCCAACAUUGCGUUUGCUUACUUCGUCUUGCACAAAAUGGUGACUGUUAAAGUCCUUGUUGCUACGGCCUUUAUUGUGCUGGGGAAUGUUUUUCUUGUUGCCUUUGGCAACCAUCAGUCUCCUGUAUAUACACCAGAGCAAUUGGCGGAGAAAUACAGCAACAUGACAUUCCUUCUUUACUGUAUGAUUUUGAUCUUAGUUGUUGCCUUGCAUCAUUAUCUUUACAGGAGAGGAGAAAUUUUGGCUGCUAUUUCUGGACAAGACCUUAGACCUUAUUGGCAGAUGCUUCUUCCUUUUUCAUAUGCUGUAGUUUCUGGUGCUGUAGGAUCAUGUUCAGUGCUCUUCGCAAAAUCUUUAUCUAAUCUGUUAAGGUUGGCCAUGUCUAAUGGCUAUCAGUUGCACAGCUGGUUCACAUACUCCAUGCUUCUUUUAUUUCUUAGUACAGCUGGAUUUUGGAUGACGAGGUUGAACGAAGGAUUAUCGCUGUUUGAUGCAAUUGUUAUUGUUCCUAUGUUUCAGAUAGUUUGGACUUUCUUCUCCAUUUGUACAGGAUUUGUAUACUUUCAGGAAUAUCAGGUAUUUGAUGCACUUAGGACUACAAUGUUCAUACUAGGAAUGAUGUGUGUCUUCAUUGGCAUUUCUUUGCUGGCACCUGAUGAACCAAGAGGUGGCGAGGGCAAAGAUAAUGCAUCUUUAGUCUCAGUUGUCUCUUCAAGUGUUUCAAGCGAAUCAGACAGGCUAAUUAAACCUGCUGAAGAUGCACAAAAUAAAGACCCAAGAACACUUGUGCAAGGAACAAUGGCGAAAGUCAUGGAGUUGAUAGCCAAAGCAAAGGCUGCUUGUUCUAUAUCACUAGGUUUCGGAGAGGACUCUAUCAAUGCAUCUGCAGUUCUUGUGAUGCCAAUGGUUUCGUCAAAGAUGACAGGCUUCAGAGGAAGUGUGUUCGACCGGCCUAAGAUUUUCUCCCUUAAAAAUUCUGGUUGGAGCAAGAUCUCAAUGGAUGAAGAUGGUGUAAAAGUGCUAGACUCAAACCCAGUGCUUCCUCAAAGCCUUUGAUAGUAGUAGUAGCCAGCAAUGAAUGUCACAAAAUGUUCCCUUAUUCAAAUUGGCUUUUGUUUAUAGCAUUAAAAUUGAUUAGGAUUUGACUGAUUUGUUAUGCUACCAUUCUUGUAGUUUUUUGAAACACCACCCACCAUAUUGUAUAUUCUUAGCUCACUUGAUUGAUUCAAAGGAAUGGAAAUACUUAUUUUA